Molecule: messenger RNA, 734 nt
Organism: Priapulus caudatus
Lineage: Eukaryota; Metazoa; Priapulida; Priapulimorpha; Priapulimorphida; Priapulidae
Product: schwannomin-interacting protein 1-like
Exons: 2
Biological process (GO): positive regulation of hippo signaling
Cellular component (GO): plasma membrane; cell junction
Source: RefSeq, a predicted model, not a curated record
GAAGCGAAGCGGAAGCCGAACGAUCGCGAGGCGAUUCGUCGCAAGCUCGCGAUGGCGCCCAUCGACGACGACGAGGACGACGCCUCGCCCGCGCCGGCGCCUCCUUACGGCCAUCUUUACGCCGGGUUCGGUGGCGGCGGCGGCGCGGCGCGCGGCGCAAAGCUGAGCCUGCAGCGCCGCCUACAAGUCGGCGCCGACCUCCAGAUCUGCUUCGCCUCCGACGACGCGUCGCCGCCGCCCGAACACAAGAACGUCUACCGCUGCAGCGGCACGAUGGAGCAGCUGAGCCGCACGAGCGCGGCUCCGCCGCCAGAGGGCGCCGCGGGCGACUUCUUCGUGGCGCAGGCGCGGCUGCAGGCGGAGGCGCGCGCCGCGCUCGAACAGGCGUCGCACAUGGCGCGCAUGCAGAUGGAGGUCGAGCGCGAGCGGCGACGGCGCUCGCCGAUCGCCGACCUCGUCCCGCUCGCCGCCGCCGCCGCCGGGGGGCGCCGCCGUCUGCCGCGGCACGCGCUCGCCGCGCUCAACGUCGCGCAGCUGCAGGUGAUUGUCAACGACCUGCACGGCCAGAUCGAGGCGCUGAACACGGACCUCGUGAAGCGGCUGCUCGAGCGAGACGAGCUGCACAUGAGGCAGGACUCGAUGCUGGUCGACGUCGAGGACCUUACGAGACGCGCGCGAGACCAGGCGGAGCGCGCCAAGCUGAGACGCCGCCUCGAGAUGGCCGAUUAGAGAGG